Molecule: messenger RNA, 936 nt
Organism: Cryptococcus wingfieldii CBS 7118
Lineage: Eukaryota; Fungi; Basidiomycota; Tremellomycetes; Tremellales; Cryptococcaceae
Exons: 3
Coding region: 1-936 (311 amino acids)
Source: RefSeq, a predicted model, not a curated record
AUGGUAUCAGUCUGCGAGCAUGAAAGACCCGAAGCUUCCGGUCUGACAUCCACAGCUUGCGACAUCACGCACCUCCCCUUCCCUCCUGAGGUCACUAUCCUCAUAUACGACUACUACACCGAUGUCCCACUUCCCGGUAGCCGCGAGUACACCGAUCUCCUCUGUCUCGACCGAACGACUUUCGCGAAAAAGAUCAGCGGCCUCUAUGAGGAUAUCAUUUUGAGUUCAAGGAAUGUGGAGGCAUUCUUUCGGUCGUGGAGGGAAUGGUAUGCGAAGGCUCUGGGACCACCGGACCCAUGGGACUUUCGCCGCCCUGCACCGAGCGAUAUGUGUCACAUCCGCUCCUUCCUCGCCAACACCCCCAUCCGGCAACUCACCUUCGCCGACACCACCGCCCUUACCACGACUCUUCAGUUCUACCAUGACUGGCAGACAUCUAUCUGGUGUAAAGCUCGACUAUCCUCCCCACAUGUCUCUCCCGGCAAGAUCUUCCUCCAACUUUCGAGGGUAUCUUUCCUAGCCCCUUCCCUGGGUCAAUCGUCCAGUGAUCACGGGCUCUGGCCGAACUUUGGAAGUUUAUCCACAGGUCUUUGGAGAUGGGUCAGCACUAAUUCUGUCUCCCUCCAAGUACCGAAGCAGCCUCUGGAUCAUGGAGUGGUUAGAGCCAUGUCGGAGUAUCUCAAGUGGCAAGAGAAAGCUGGCUUCGAGCUUCUCGUGCUUGACUGCGCGGUACCUCAGGACCUGCCGUGGGCGCCGAUUGUGGAGCGGAUGUCUGUGAAGUAUAUCAUGAAAGGAAGGGAGCUUGAAGACAGACUGGGGGACAAGGACUCUGUGGCUCUUUACAAUCUGAGCCCUCGAGAUGCCACUCAGUGGUUGAUGGAUCUUGCCGAGCGCAGCUUGUCUUAUAUACCCAGUAUAUCAUCUUCAGUAUUGUAA